Molecule: messenger RNA, 5631 nt
Organism: Linum trigynum
Lineage: Eukaryota; Viridiplantae; Streptophyta; Magnoliopsida; Malpighiales; Linaceae
Source: the annotation of a GenBank genome assembly
AUAAACCAUAAAAUAUGGAGAAAAAAAAAACAACCAGGUUGACUUUGGAUUUUGGAGACUCCAUCCCUAUGUAGAGGGGUACUGUCCCAAAGCCAACCUGAUUGUUUUUUAAGACAAACAAACAUUACAAACAUAGUGGACAAAAAUAACAAACUAGAUCGACAAACCAUACAAAAUGUAAAAAUAGUCUGGUUGACUUUGGAGUCUCCAUCUCCAUAUAGAGGAGUUACAUCCAAAAGUCAACCUGGGUGUUUUUUGUACAUAAAAACAUUACAAACAUAAUGGACAAACAUGAUGGACAAAAAUGACAAAGCUUACAAACAUUAAAAAGGAAACCGACAAACAAUACAAAAAUAACAAAAUUUACAAACAUUACAAAAGAAACCGAAAAACUGUACAAAGCAUACUAACUAUUCAGAAUACCACUACUUAUAAUACAAACAGUGGCGUAGCUAGGAUUUCGUAUAAUGUGGGUCCACCUAGAAAAAAUACAUAUGAUGAAAUAGUUUUUGUUAAUAUAAUCUUAAAUUGAAUUUUUUUGGUAAAUUAAAAUGCAUUAGUAGUAAAAAAAAUAUCAAGAAUAUCAUUCUGCGUACCAAACAAUUAUUGAUUUAGUUAAUCGUACACUCGUACUGUUUCAAAUGUUGUUCUUUGUCAAGAACCGUUAGUAUCAAUAAAUCGAGUUGUUGAUAGAGGUUUAAUAAUAAAUCCUACACUAUUCAAUAAUUCAUGAUUUAGAUUUCGGAUAAUGUUCUUUGUAAAAAAACAUUUAGUAUCAACAAAUCGAGUUGUUGGAAGAGAUUCAAUAAUAUUAUGAUACCAUUUACUAGCAUGCUCCCUCAUAAGAAAAUUGACUUAUACGAAAUUGAAGUUUGCACAAAUAUGUAUACCGUAUUAGAUUCAAACACAAAACUACUAUUAUCAAUUAAAUGUGACCUAAUUUCGAUAUCAAUUAAUUAUUGUACCUAAUUUAACAUUUUCCUCCCAAACCAGGGUGGGUCUCGGACCCACCCUGUUACCCUCUCCCUCCGCCACUGAAUACAAAUAGGUAAGCUUGUACAAACCAAUAAAUACAAAUCAUAACAUAAAGUAAAAAAAAUUAUAAACAUAAAAUGAGUUGAUACAAAAUCAACAGUAUAAUUUAUAGCUGAAAAGUAAAACUGCACCCCCCAUUCAAAAUUUCCUGCCCAUAGAGUGAUUUUAGGAAGCUGAUGUGGCAGAGUGUUAAGCGGAAAAAAAAAGAGUCCCGCCUGAUUUCAGAACCAAAAAACUGUCCACUACCCACCUUUUUCUCCUUCCAGGCCCACGUUCUCAUUUAAUUUGUAUUUAUUUGCAAAACAACAAAAUCCAGCGGCAAAGCUCCUUCCUCUUCCCCUUUGCAAUAGUUCCUUUGUUUUUUUCGUCGGCAAAGGAAACUCUGGUAUCAGGCGACGAAAGGGGAAGAUCUAGGUUUCUGAGUUGCGACGGCCAGAGGUGGGAUUCCAAUUUUGGUUCGUCGGUGAGCAAAUUCAAAAUCUCUUUUGUGUGACCUCGCCUAUUGGGGCCUUCUCUACUCGGAUUCUCCAGUUCCCGUUCUGGAUUGCUCCCUGUUGAUGGAUAUAGUCGACGAUGCUAUUCUCCAAGACUGAGUGAAUGGCAACCGAGCAACAUCAAAAGGGGAACCAGCUAGAGGGCCACGCGCUCGAUUUUGACGUCGAAUAGUUCGCAAUUCUGGUUGGAGAGGAACAAAGGACAAAGGAGGCUCGCUAACCAGUCACAACUUCAAUUCUCCAUGUUUGAAUUACAGGCAUGUCGCACUAAUGUUACCCUUUGGAAACCCCACAUUCGAUGUUCUCCUACUAUUCUCUCUGCCCCUGUUUUCGGGAGACCGGGUUGCCCCUCUUCGUCCCAGGAUCCCACCACCCCUAUUUUCGCUUUUGAGUUUUCUAAUCAAGCUUUCGGCUUUAGCCAUCGUCGGAUUUGCUGGUGCCACUUGCACUGUCUCCCUCCGUCGUGGCGUGCAAGUUGGUACUUUGCUCUUUCCUUCAGCUUUCAAUUUGGAAGGUGUCAUGACUGGCGCAGACUGUGACAUUAGCAGUGGUGGGAUAAGCCUUACCAUGCUUUACAUAUUUUCAUGAGAUGUGCUUUUUUAGUUUGUAUUGGUGAGUGGCAGCAGGAUAAGUUGUCUCACAAAAUAAACAUGUGUUUUCUUUUGGUGUUCUUUUUAAAUGAGAAUGCCCAAAGUUUCCUGCUUCAGUUUUGGGAUACCAUGGGUUGGCUCACUCUCUGUGAGAUACCUUCAUUUUUAUUGUUCAUGACAAAAACUUAGGAUUUGCUAGAAAUGAUAAGGGUUUAGCAUUAGUAUUCAUAAGACAAUUAGUGAAAAAUUAGAAUCUACAAUGUUUAGUUUAAAGUUUUGUGUUCUCAUUUGAAAUUCAGCCUGUUGUUCUCGGAGUUGAUAGGCCUAAGUUAUGUCUCAAACAUAGAUCUGAUGCAUUCAUCUUAUCAUAUCAUUAUGUAGAGUAUUCUGUUCCACAUCUGAUUUCUCCUCCGGGCCUUUUUUGUUUGUUAUGUUCUUGGAAACUAAUAAAUUUCUAGGGAAAUUAAAAGCUGGCCACCAACAAAGGAUGAAUGCCUUUUGUAGAUUCUGUCAUGGUGUUUUAUUUUGCUGUGUCUAUUCUUGAUUUGAAGUUUCUCAUAGCUUCCCUACAUAAGUUUAGGUACGGAAAAGUAGUACUCAAUUAGCUAUAUAGGUACUUUUAUUAUUAUAAUAGAAUUAGACAGUGUUGGGGGUAUGAGUUUUGGUAAAGUUGUUAAGUUAUUAUUAUCUCUACAUCUUUGUAGUUUUGCCAAACUUUGUGGCGUUCAAAAGUUGAGUUAUGUGGGUUUAGUAUUGUCACUGCAUUGUAUAUGUGUUUCCUGAAUCUCCAUGGCUUAAUGAGCUACAUAUAUUUCGUGUUUUUUAAUGGAUAGGGUGGUUGUGUGGGUGUAUCAAUAAGCUUUGCUCGAUACUAAAAAUAUUAAUGCCUAAAGCUCCCAUAAUAUUAGUAGUGAACAUGAAGUUGGUGACCUUGAUGCUGCCAAAUGCACCAAAAUUGAUCAAGCGAACCAUGAUAUUAUAUUGCAACACCUUUAGUCGAGUCACUAAAGAGGAAGGUCCAUGUGAAUUCAGAAAGUGAUGCACAGAUGAUCGAGUUUUUGAAUGUUUAUUCUCAUGAAUGUUCAAUUAGGUUUAUCGAUGACUUUAUACGCAUUAUAGCUGAGUGGAUUGUGUGUUUCUCUAUACCUACACGUUUUAUUUUGCUAAGUCACUUUGUAUGAAUACUUCACCAAGUUUGUGACUCCAUUUCUUUUUAUGCAUGGAGCAUCAUGCAAAUCAUCAUGCCUUCUAACAAUAACUAUAUAUAUACACUAUCUCUUCCCGUCUUUUAUCUAUGGCUCUAUCUUCUAAUCAAGUUGCAACACUACUACAUUACGCUACAUAUUUCCUAGCUCCUAGAAUCAGUGGCGGAUUCAGAAAAUUUUCACAGGGGUGUCUUCUUCAAAAAUUAAAUUUAAUUAUAUAAUAAAUUAAAUAAUUCGUAUAUUAAAAAUAUCAUACUUGUAUAAUUUUUAUAAAAUUUUUAUUAAAUAAUAAAUUAAAAUUCAUAUUUUGAAAAAAUAAUAUAAAUAAACUCUGUGCCUGCACUGUUCAAAAAAUCUACAUAUCCUACUAGACAAUACUUCACGAACUUAUCACAUAUUCGAUUUCUAACAUUGUUCUUAAUGUAGCUCAAAGUAGAAAAGACUCUUUCAACACUUGCCAUGUAACCAUAAAAUCAAUUCAAAAUUAAGGGUAGCGUGUACGUAGUUUAAUUAUUAGGUAUUGAAAAUAGUUGGGGAUAAAGAAAUAGCGUUUUACUGUUGCAUGAUGUUUAAAAUAGAAUAACAAAUGAGUAGCAACAUAAUUGGAAUAUGUUUGAUAAUAGUAGUGUCCUAGGUUGGAAUAACACGUACUACCACUUAUAUUUUAUUAAUCAUAAGCAAACUAUUAUCGAGGGUAGGAUAAUCAUUUUUUCAAAUGUUAGGGUGUCCCGGAUUACCAAUUAUAUUUUGUAUACACAUACGAAAUUACUACCGGAGGUUGGAUAAUCGUUUCCCCAAAUUUUAGGGGUGUCCCGGGACACCCCUAGAGGCCAUGUAUCCGCCCCUGCCUAGAAUGCUUAACUUACAUAGCAAUGUUAGUUGUAUAUGAUGAUGUACUGUGGGAUCCCUUAUUAUUUCAGGUAUAGUUGGAUGGACUUAAAUUAUUUUUACACUUGACUAUUUUCAAAUUUAGGAUGGUAGAGUUUUGCACCUGUUUCUCAAAUUUGCCAUGAGUGAAUGUCUAACCAGUGGUUCUGAUUAAAUUGUUGUAGGGGGAUUUGUGUACUUUAGUAGGAACUCUACCUAAAAUUUGCAAUAGGUAAUGGGUUUAGUAAAAUGUUGGGUGAUAAGGAUAACAAUGAUUGUCAGAAAGGCUAGGGAUUGAUACAUUAGUCGUCUACCACUGUUGGCCUAAAUGUUUUGUAGAGGGCCCUUCCUCCGCUCCCUUCAUCUCUAUCGUCGUUCUCCGUCCUCUCCUUUCAUUGGGAAGCCAGAUCAAACGGUUGUUUUGCAUGUCAGUGGUUGGACGACGUCCAAGUGGAUGUCAGUGGGCAAAUUCAGUGUCGAAUAGGGAUUGUGUCGGAGGUAGCUAGAUCCACCCAUAUCCUCAUGCUCUCCAUGUCUGAGAUUCGACGUCGGCAGCUGUAAUGUUCUAACGAAGAAAUUGGGGUGUUAAAGUGCUUCCUCUAGAAAUGCCACUAUCAACUUCUCUCUGUCGAGGUAAUUUCAGCUACCAACCCAAGCUCGAUUCACGCCAGCAAACGAAAUCACCUUCUGCGUUAUGCGUAUAAAAGGCAGCUUAAAUCACACAGACCCAGGAAAGCGUUUCAGCGAAAACUCCACUAGCAGCUUCUCUCUGUCAAGGUAAUUCUCAGCCAUCAACCAGCCAGCUUUUGAUAUUUGUUUCUAUCGGUCUGCCAUUUCGCUUCUUUAUUUUAGCUAUAUGCUUCCCUCCUAUUAUGUUCGUGAAAAGUUUUUGAUUUGUGUCUGAUGGAGCACGAUUGGAAAUCUUAAGAUGAUCAAUUUUAUGCUUGUGUAGCAAUAAGUUAAUCCCUUGAAGAAAUUCUAAUUACUAUUUUAAUUUAAUGCAUAAUUGUUUUAGUUUUAUUUGUAUCUAAUAGUAAACCAAGUUAAUAAUACCAAUAUAAAGAAAUAAUUUUAAGCAAUUUAUGAUACAAUAAAUAGGGCAAAUUCUUUUAAUACGAAACAUGUAUAGGCCGUAGUGAGUUAGGAUAAUAUUAUUAACAAAAAUACAUAUGAACUAAUUGUUAUCAAUGUCACAAUUAUCAAGUAGUGCAAAGAUCACUUUCGAUUAUUAUGAAGUAAUGAAAAAUAAGAUGAAAUCAUCCGACCAACGGGUCGGGUAAAAGCUAGUUAUAAACCAGAGGGAAAUUCUCUCUCCCUCGUACCCACCAAAUCUCCACGGCGGAGGAAAUUUCCCUAGACCGGGGACGCGUGGAAGGGAGAAGGUAGGUCACUUUUUUUUUCAAUUAAUAAAUUAAAUAUUAAUGAAAUUACUACAUUGAC